GUUUGCUAGUGUUUCUUUGUGAAUCGUCGCCGUAACGUACAGAUUGCGAAUUCCAUCGCAGGAGUCGCAAUCAAACUGACUGAGCAUUACUUGCGCCUAGGCACAUCCGCAUCGCGUCAAUUGAUAGUCGUCAAGCGGGGACGGUGAAAUGCCCCUUGCUACAUCGCCGACGGCGACAUGGACGAACUCGGCAUAAUCCUGCUCACGCUCUUCAUGUUCCUCCUCGUCUGUGGGCCGAUGUACAGACCAAUCUGUCUCACGUACAUGUGGGUGCAAGAUCAUCGCAAAUACCAUCCCCGGACGUCGCAAUUCCAGGAGGCUCGUCGCAAACUAAGCACGGUAUCGGAGUGCACGAGCGUUGGCCUCGAGAAGUUAGACCUCGAAUCGGGCCUCCACCAAACCGAUGCGGAACCAGAAUGUCCCAUCUGCAUCGGAUCGCUAUUCGUCGCAAUUGGGACCAAUGCGGCCGGAGCAGGACCGAUGCAAACAAGGCCAUCGCAGGGGGCGGUCGGGGUUCUAGAAGAAAGUGGGGAAGAAGCAGGGCCGACUCUGAACUCUGAGCAUACAGCCGAAGGCGCAAAAGGUAGCCGGAAUGUUCGGGCAGCGGCAUCCAAGUGGAGAGAGACUGCAUGGCGGUGGCGGGAGUGGAAGAAGUCGCCGGUCAAGACGGAUGCCAAGCCAUCCGACGACGAUGUCCUGACGCUGAAGAGCUGCAAGCACGCCUUCCACGCCAAAUGUCUCUCGUCAUGGUUUCUGAUUGGGCGUUAUGACUGCCCCGUUUGCCGGAAUCACUACUGGCAGUCGCGGGAGGCGAGGACGAGAACGGCAUCUGCACCGACAGAGCCGAUGUCGUCGGGGCCGGUGUUGGGACCGGAGUCGGGGCGGGUGAGGGGAGACGACGGGUCCGGGGUGGCCAGACCGAGUCCGGCCAGGCUUGCGGUUACGCGAUUGGUGGUGCCGAUGAUGUGA
Molecule: messenger RNA, 969 nt
Organism: Colletotrichum destructivum
Lineage: Eukaryota; Fungi; Ascomycota; Sordariomycetes; Glomerellales; Glomerellaceae
Product: Putative E3 ubiquitin-protein ligase RING1
Exons: 3
Coding region: 178-969 (263 amino acids)
Source: RefSeq, a predicted model, not a curated record